Notodromas monacha is the source of this 2175-nucleotide messenger RNA. The record is from the annotation of a GenBank genome assembly. NCBI's taxonomy places the organism in Eukaryota, Metazoa, Arthropoda, Ostracoda, Podocopida, Cyprididae.
AUGUCGAUGCAGGAGGAUGCGAAACUGUAUCACAUCGUGCGGCUCGUCAUCAUUGGAGUGAACUCUGGCGACAAAGGAGAAUAUAAAGCCGUUGCUUCCAACAAACUUGGAGAAGGUGUCGCUAGCAUCAACCUCAAUUUCGAUGCUGGCUCAGAAAAGCCGAAGAUCCCAGAAGGAAAGCCACCGCGAUUUCCCAAGAAACCCGGGAUCCGACAGCAAGGAGAAAUCCUCAUCAUGGAAUGCGUUUUGGAAGCGCAUCCCGCUCCAACCAUUCGGUGGUUCCAGGGCUCAAAGGCAAUAGAACCGAAUGCGGAUCCAAGGAUCAAAAUGACGCAAAAAGUAACCGGAAAGGACACUUAUUUGUUGACACUCGAAAUCUCAAAUCCGACCAAAAGCGACGGCGGACAAUACCGUUGCAAUGCUCACAACGCUUGCGGGGAAAGCAAUGCUAACAUUUCGCUCAAUUUCCAAGGAGGUGAAGAAGAGCAGCAAAAGCCCGAUGGCUACGCACCCACCUUUUUGGAAAAACCCAAAAUUGUUCCGAAUGCCACUGGCACAUUAAUCACCAUGCAAUGCAAAGUGAAAGCGAAACCAAAGCCAGAAUUUGUCUGCAAUGGAAAUGCGUCGACUGACUGGUGGUUUAUGAGAGGUGAAGAAGAGCAGCAAAAGCCCGAUGGCUACGCACCCACCUUUUUGGAAAAACCCAAAAUUGUUCCGAAUGCCACUGGCACAUUAAUCACCAUGCAAUGCAAAGUGAAAGCGAAACCAAAGCCAGAAUUUGUCUGGUACCGAGGAAAGGCACGGGUUAAAGAAAGUACUCGAAUCUGCAUCCGAACUGUGGAAAUCGAUGCAGAAACGUUUGAGUACUAUUUGGAAGUCAAGGAUCCCGGAGCAGACGAUACGGGUUCUUACAAAUGCCACGUUGAAAACAAGUUCGGAGAAUUGAACGCGAAUCUGAACCUGAAUAUUGAGGUUGCACCCGUGAUCAGAGAGAAGCCAAAAGUCAUUCGCAUCACCAGGGAAACACGAACAGUGGUCAUUGAAUGUCGUGUCCAGUCACAAACUCGACCGCAAGUAAUUUGGCACAAGGAAUCAACAGUCGUUCGAGAAGAUUCGAGACACGUUAUUCAUAUUAAAGAGGCAGCGAAGGGCGAAUAUGAAGUCCAACUUGAAAUUGAGCAAGCAGCCGAGUCUGACAAGGGUUUGUACAAGUUGAUUGCCAAAAAUGACAAAGGUGAAGCAACGUCUUCAGAAGUCGUUGUCACUGAAAUCCCGGAACCGGAAGAGGAAAAGAAGCCGGAAAAGCCAAAGGGGACGAAACCUAGCAUCGCUUCUGGUCUCACUGGAACGAAAGUUAAGGUUGGAGAAAUGGCAGAGUUUUCGUGCAGUUUGGCCAAAUCUGAUCAAAAGGCGUCGGUCACAUGGUACAAAGGAUCGACGGUGAUCAAGGAAACGAAAGAAAUUUCGACUUCUUUCACUGGAUCUCUGGCUAAACUGACCAUCAAAAACUGUUCAGCCGAAUACAAUGGCAUUUACAAAUGCAUCAUCAAGAACGAGUUUGGAUCCGAGGAAUCCUCUGCAAGUCUCACAGUUGAAGCAGUGGAAGAGAAGAAGGAGGAGAAAAAGGAAGAAAAGAAGGAAGAGAAAAAGGUUGAGAAGAAGGAAGAGAAAACUGUUGAAAAGAAAGAGGAGAAAACAGUUGAAAAGAAGGAAGAGAAAAAGGUGGAGGAGAAAAAGCUUGUGAAGAAGGUUGAACAAAAGGAAGAGAUCAAAGUGGAAAAGAAAGAAGAAAUUAGCCUCAAAAAAGUCACAAAGAAAGAGGAAAUCAAAGUGGAAGCAGUCGAAAAGAAGGAAGUGCAAAAGAAGGACGAGACGAAGAAAGAAACAAAAAUCAAAUUCUUAGAGCCCGAGGGAAUCAUGGUUACCGCCAAUGUGGCGGCUGUUGCUGAAAAUAGCGGAAUUGCAUUGGAAGACCUGGAGGCAACCCUUGGGAUUAAAGCCACGUUGAUUUCAAGAAUUCUGAGGGGAAAGCUGGACUACAACAACAAAAAAUUUGCAGGAAGGGCGCCUCAUCUUUUGUGUGGAGAGCAAAACUCUGCCAGGCCGGGUUCCUUUCGGAAUACACUAGAAAUGGCCACCCGGGCGAGCAACCCUUUGCUAAAUUUAGCGGCGUGA